CUGGCUGUAAGGACAGUUAAUAAGACAACAGGGAUGAGAAAUCAUACGGCAAUAACAACAUUCAUCUUGCUGGGGCUGACACAUGAUCCUAAACUACAAGUUCUCCUUUUUCUGUUUUUGUUCCUCACCUACGUGUUGAGCGUGGCUGGGAACCUCACCAUUAUCGCUCUCACGCUCUUGGGUCCUCAUCUUAAAACGCCCAUGUACUUUUUUCUCCGAAACUUUUCUUUCUUAGAAGUCUCGUUCACCACUGUAUGUAUCCCCAGGUUCCUGUACAUGAUGGCUUCUGGAGACAAUACCAUUACUUACAAUGCCUGCGCUGCUCAGUUGUUUUUCAUUGUCUUCUUUGGAGCAACAGAGUUUUUCCUCCUGGCAGCCAUGUCCUAUGACCGCUAUGCAGCCAUCUGCAAGCCCCUGCAUUACACCAGCAUCAUGAACAACCGAGUUUGCGCAGCUCUCGUCCUCUCCUGUUGGUGUGCUGGCCUGUUGGUCAUCCUCCCGCCUCUUGGCAUAGGCCUCCAGCUGGAGUUCUGUGACUCCAAUGUGAUUGAUCAUUUUGGCUGUGAUGCCUCUCCCAUUCUGCAGAUAACCUGCUCAGACACGGCGUUUCUAGAGAAAAUGGUCCUGGCGUUGGCCAUACUGACACUCAUCUUCACUCUAACGUGUGUUGUUCUGUCCUACACACACAUCAUCAAGACCAUUUUAAAGUUCCCUUCUGCCCAGCAGAGGAAGAAAGCCUUUUCCACUUGCUCUUCCCACAUGAUUGUGGUUUCCAUCACCUACGGCAGUUGCAUCUUCAUCUACAUCAAGCCUUCAGCAAAGGAAGGGGUGGCCAUCAAUAAGGUUGUGUCUGUGCUCACAACAUCAGUGGCCCCUCUGCUUAACCCGUUCAUUUAUACACUUCGAAACAAGCAAGUCAAAGCAGCUUUCAAAGACACCGUAAAACGAAUUGUAUUUCUCACAAAGAAGUAA
Molecule: messenger RNA, 972 nt
Organism: Alexandromys fortis (reed vole)
Lineage: Eukaryota; Metazoa; Chordata; Mammalia; Rodentia; Cricetidae
Product: olfactory receptor 6C2-like
Exons: 2
Coding region: 34-972 (312 amino acids)
Biological process (GO): G protein-coupled receptor signaling pathway
Cellular component (GO): membrane
Molecular function (GO): G protein-coupled receptor activity; olfactory receptor activity
Source: RefSeq, a predicted model, not a curated record